AACUGAAAGGUGUAGAGUUCAGUAGCCGUAUAGCGGUAUAAGUGAACGGUAGUAUCCGCAAAUAAAGUGAAAAUUACAUUAAGUGUUUAGAAACGAGUUCUACUGCUAGCAAUUAAAGUAGUGUUAGCAUAAUAUUGUCAAACAUACAACAAAACAGUGUCUUCAAUAUGAUGUGGCACAACAAUAAAUUGUUUAUAACGAUCUUUGCCAUUUCACUGCUGCGUAGCUACGUAGCUGCACAAGAUACAAAUAUUAAUUGCUAUAGUUGCUACGACGCGGAUAGCUGCUUGAAAAACUUAGAGGCCACUGAUAUAAACACAUGUAAGGCGAACACUUGCUACACACAAAUUAACGCUAACCUCACCAUUUCGCGUGGUUGUUUGGAUGAUGACAAAGAAGUAGCUGCUUGCACGGCACCAAGCUGCGUUAGUUGUAGCGGUUCAGAAAAAUGCAAUAAUUUGAAUGUGUGUAAGUCUUGCAAUUCGGAUGAUGACCCAACGUGUGCCCAAACCGAUGCAUCAGCACUGAAUAAUGUUAUUUGCGAAAAAGCCGAUAGCAAAUGCAUGAUCAGGGUGUUGGAAAAGAAGACCGAACGUGGUUGUGUGACAGAUGAGAUCGAAAAGACAUGCACCGAUGAAAAGACAUGUCAAAUGUGUACCGGUGGCGCUUGUAAUGUGGGCAUAUUUCCGGAGGAUCGCCUUACAUGCUUUCAAUGCAAUGACACGGUUGCAGCUUGUGCAAAUGCCCAAGCAAGUAGCGGCGCAUUGCCAUGCACACAGUACGUGGCGAACGAUAGCUGUUAUAUGUAUGGCAGCGAUGAAACACAUGUGACACGCGGCUGCACGUCGGAUGUCGGCGAGCAGAAUAAAUGCGCAACAGACGAAGAAAAGUGCAGAACUUGUAAUGCAAAUGCGUGCAACAGUUACGGUUACCAAACUGAACAAUUGUUGGAGUGCAUACAAUGCUCGGACAAUAAUCUAUGUCCAUGGGGACACGAGACCAGCACGGCUAAGAGUUGCGAAAAACAAAUCCUAUACUCAGCCGAAGGUAAAUGUUACACGCGUACCUUUGAGAAUGGUACGGUAACGCGCGGCUGUUUCUACGAUCUUGAUGAUGCCGACCAGAAAGUGUGUGAAGCUGGUACAAAUUGUACAACUUGCACAACUGCGAAUGGUUGUAAUAACGCUGAUACACAAAAUUUCACCUGUAUUCGUUGCCGAAGUGAUGAAAAUGACAAAUGUCGCUACAAGUCGAAAGAAAUUGCCGGCGAAAAGUGCAGAAAUCUAGUGCAAUCAAAUGAGGACAUGAAAUGCUUUACCGGCGUUUGGAGAACCAAUUUGCUUAUACGUGGAUGCCUGAUCGAUUUGGAAGAUCGUGAUCAAUACAUUUGCAAUGACUCGGAAAACAAUAGCUGCCAAAUCUGUAACUCAACUAAUUGUAAUAAUGAGCCCAGCGGCGCUGCAUAUUUCCUCCUAACAAAUGGCUUACUGCCAGCUGUGCUUUUCGCGUUGUGGCGUAUGAAAUAAAAU
Messenger RNA from Bactrocera dorsalis (oriental fruit fly), 1529 nucleotides. RefSeq names its product proprotein convertase subtilisin/kexin type 5. The transcript has 4 exons. The coding region runs from base 168 to 1526 and encodes 452 amino acids. The record is from RefSeq and is a predicted model, not a curated record. Lineage: Eukaryota; Metazoa; Arthropoda; Insecta; Diptera; Tephritidae.